Molecule: messenger RNA, 3091 nt
Organism: Aphis gossypii (cotton aphid)
Lineage: Eukaryota; Metazoa; Arthropoda; Insecta; Hemiptera; Aphididae
Exons: 11
Coding region: 736-2949 (737 amino acids)
Molecular function (GO): metal ion binding
Source: RefSeq, a predicted model, not a curated record
AGGUAUGUAGGUAUAGGUAUGUAGGUAAAAUACUAUUUUUAUAAUUGAAUCUAGAAAUUGACAUCUUGAAAAAAAUUUCUAUUUUAUAAAAUACAAUAUGCAAUUUAUUAACAGGACCGGAUUUGCAACAACUAUUUUUUUUUUAAAAAUGGUUGCAUUAAUCAAUUUAAAACAUUGUAAACAAAAGCCGUUUUAGACACAGUUUGUUUUAAAAUUAAGUGCACGGUACUAUUUAGUAAUUAGUAUUUAUAUUUUAUACCAUGCGACUACGUUGUGCCGUUGUGGACGAGUAUCGUGUUUAACGUGAUAGUGCGAUACGAAUGAUACGAUUUUAAAAAUAAAUACGGUCAUUUCUUAUUAUUUUCAAUGUAUUGAAGAGUUCUAAGUAUUUUAGCAUCAAAAAGACACACAAGUACACAACUAAUAUUAUUAUUAAUAUAUUUGUAUUGUGUAUAGCUAAAAAUACUUGGGAUAUGGAAAUAAUGUCAAUAAACAAAUAAACUGGUUUACUGAUAAUAAAAAUCUAAAUUUAGGAAUCGUCAAUGACUAUUUUAAUAUUGAGUACGUUUACUACAUUUGAAUUGUAUUUAAUGAGUGCCGACUGCCGAGUAUCACAGUUUGUCAGUUUAACGUUUAACAGCAGACUGCAGACAGACGACAGUCAUUGGACACUGCUACUUCCAUACAGACAUUUAUGUCAGUUAUUACUAGUUACUACAUAACUUAUUUUAAAUUAUGGAGCAUGAAGGCUUUAUUUACGAUAACUUAGGAACCAAAAAAGGAAUAACUUAUUACAGAUGUGCAAGACGCGGUGGAAAUUUUUGUACAGGGACAGUGAAGAAGUUAAUUGAUGGCACAAUCGUUCCUAUAAAAUUGCAUAAUGGACACCAAAUUCAAAAUCCUAAUGAGACAUUGGUCAAAGCAUUCAGGGAAAUACUCAAAAGAAGAGCUUCAACAGAAAAUUUAGUAUUGAAGCAUAUUUAUGAUGAAGAAGCUAGGAGAAAUCCUGAAGCUUCUGGUCUUUACCCCUAUUCAACAGCAGAAUGUAUCAUGCGACUGGCCAGAAAAAAGUCUUUGCCAUCACUGCCCUCUUCAUUAGCUGAGUUGGCCAGUCUGUUUGAUGAAGGACAUUUGCGUCGAUAUUCUUGCUGUGAUGAAAUCAUGUUUAAGGGUUGUGUACAUGAUGUUGAUGGCCAAGCCACCAUGAUUUUUGCAUGUACUACUUUAUUACAAUUGAUUUUGUCUUCCAAUAUUGAAGAAAUUCAUGUCGAUGCCACAUUUAAGGUGGUGCCGUCGAAUAUGGGAAACCAGUUGUUAACCAUUCAUUCCAUGAUUGACAAUUAUUCUAUACCAAUAGUAUAUUGUCUCAUGGAGUCAAAGACAAGAAAUUCUUACAACUGUGUUUUUAAUUUUUUAAAAACCCAUUUGCUGCCAAAUUUCAAUCCAUCAAUCAUUAUUACUGAUUAUGAAUCUGCUCUUAGAGAUACAUUAAUAUCUAUUUUUCCAACUGCGCGAACCACAGGUUGUUGGUUUCACCACAAUCAAGCAGUUUGGAGAAACAUGAGAAAAAAAGGAUUUUUAAUGUUAACUAAUACCAAUGAAUUUGCAUCAAAAGCACUUAAGAUGUUAUUUGCAUUGCCACUAUUACCAGCUGGUGACAUCCAACGUGGAUUUGACAUGGUUAGGAUGUUUGCUGUAAAUCAUGGAGUACCUAUGGGAAGUCUGUUUGAUUACUAUCAAAACUAUUGGCUCAGACAAGUAGGAUCAGAUAUUGUAUCUGUCAAUGGAUUACCAAGACGAACCAAUAAUUGUGUUGAAAGUUUCCACAAUACUUUGCGAAACAAAUUUAAUGUAGUUCACCCUAACUUGUGGAUAUUUUUAGAUCACCUUUGUCAUCUCAGUAUGAGUUUCCAUAAUAUUGUGGCUCAGCUGAAUAAUAAUUUACGUCCAACAAGAAACUACAGAGUUACUCAUAAAAAUUUAAAUAGGAUCCUACAUGCUUCUCAACAGUACUCUCUAGGGUUGAUAUCUAUGUGGCAGUUUUUGCAAAGAAUGUCUCAUGUUACAACCACCUACGAACAACAGCAACGUAAUUGGGUAUUGCAUGUGGACAAUGAACAGCUGCUAUUAGUUGUUCAACCAGUAGCUGCUGCUGCUGCACCAGUACCAGUAGCUGCUGCUGCUGCACCAGUACCAGUAGCUGCUGCUGCACCAGUACCAGUAGCUGCUGCUGCUGCACCAGUACCAGUAGCUGCUGCUGCACCAGUACCAGUAGCUGCUGCUGCUGCACCAGUACCAGUAGCUGCUGCACCAGUACCAGUAGCUGCUGCACCAGUACCAGUAGCUGCUGCACCAGUACCAGUAGCUGCUGCUGCUGCACCAGUACCAGUAGCUGCUGCUGCUGCACCAGUACCAAUAGCUGCUGCUGCUGCUGCACCAGUACCAAUAGCUACUUUGUCAGCACUAGGAUCUGUUGCUGGGGUACAAUUUGUACCAUCUCAAGUAAUUCUACCGCCAAUUCAGUUACGCCAUCCAGUAUUAGGUAGUACACAGAGACCUCCUGUUGAAUUACCUGAAAAUGGGAGGCUAGUAGAACGUGAUCACCCAUACCACAUACAAGAAAAUGGGAGACAUCGACAGAGGAGACAUAGAGUAGAAGGAGGUAGACGACACGAAUUUAAUGCUGCCCAAGCAUGGGAACAAUUUUUUGAAGAAAUCGACCAUAACAAUUCUAUUGAUAUGGAGCAAGGUUUUACAACGCAUGAGCAGCAACCACAUAGAGAAGAAGAAAUUCUAGAGGUGUGCAUAAUAUGCUAUAAUGAAAUUUCUACAGUGAGUGUAAUACCCUGCCAGCAUCAUUUUUGUAGAGGAUGCAUCGAAAGGUGGAUGCAAGAGGGUGCAACAUGUUGUCCAUUAUGUAGAACUAAUAUCAUUAGACUACAAAAUUAACCUCAAGAAAAGAAAAGACUAAACUACCAGAAGCUUCAGUAGUUGUAUAUAAUAUUAUAAAAUAAAUCAUAUAAAGUAUUGUUUGUCACAUAAUUACUUUUCUUGUUUUAUUUUCAAUCUUACACAGUAUAGUUGUAAAAUC